UGAGCAAAUAUAAUGCAGUCUGGGAUAUCGAAGUUUACAAGGCACAAGAAAACAAGUGGUUUGAGUUGGAAAUUAAAGUUAAUCGAAUCAUUUUGAACUUUUCUAAAGUGUGACUAUUUAAAGGAGGGAUGUCCGCUCCAUGUGAAUAUCUGGAGUAUGAAGUUCAUUUGACAUCACAGGAUAUCAAGGAAGAGCCUGCUGAUGAUGUCAUUGUUAUUGAAGAUAACAAGGAUCCAUCUCAUGAGACCAGUGCUUCAUGUUCACGCAUUGAAACAGAUGUUAAAAUGACACAGACACCACUUGAUGGAGAGCUGGUUGGUCCAAAAAGGAAGCUAGAACCAGAUGAAGGAAAUGGAAAACCAUCAAAGGUUCUGAAGACUGAAGAUGGGGACAUAAAAAUAGAAUCAGACACUGAGACUGUGGCAUAUUCUGUGGUAUUAAAGAAAGCUGAAAAUGUGGAAGUCAAGGAAGAGGUGACAACAGAGAGUGCUAGUAACCAACCAGAAACUUCAAACAGAGAUGGAGUGGAUGUCAAAGUGGAAAUAAAGGACGAAGAUGAGGAAGAUGAUGAUUUUCAUGUGGUGGCUGAGUGGAAGUCAUCCGAUGAAAAUAAAGACAAAGAAAGUGUGGAUGAAUCUCAGAAAAGUGAUGAAAACGUGACAGAUAUGAAGUGUCCAACUCCUGGAUGUGAUGGUUCUGGACAUAUAACAGGGCUGUAUUCUCAUCACAGAAGUUUGUCAGGUUGUCCAAAAAAGGGCUCAGUUCCCCCAGAAAUUGUGGCUAUGCAUGAAAAUUUAGCCAGGUGCCCGACCCCAGGUUGUACAGGGAAAGGUCAUGUGAACGCAAACAGAACCACCCAUAGGAGUUUAUCAGGAUGCCCCAUAGCAGCUAUGGGAAAACUUGUACAAACAACACAGCAAACAGCAAAGAAAUCAGGUCUGCACCUUGUUUUGCUCCCAAAAGAUGACGACCCCUCCAAAGCUGUGUUAGCUGCUUGUAAUGAGAAAGAGCUCAUCCGAUUGGCUGCACAAAAAUGUACCUCUGGAGAGAAUGAUUCAGACCGGGUUUUACGCCCUAUGAUCCUCACAAAACAGUUGGAGCUGGGCACUGAUUUGUCCUCUCUGGUAUCCCAACAAACGCCUCGCAACAACCUUGCCAAGGAGUUGGAAAAGUACAACCAGUUAGAUGCAGGAAGUGUGUCUGGUUCUAAAGGAGAGGAACCUGCUGCUGUACCGGUUGUCAAGGUGCCCAAGCGAGAACCAAUCCGACCAAGCAUCCUGAGGCGACCUACUUAUAAGAAAAGUGAAUCCAAGCCGUCCACAUCCGACGAAGGCACCUCCACCUCACCCAACAUACUGAAUCGUAAGGGGGCCAAACAGCUCAGCUUCACCAGAUUGGGGGACUUAAGUGCUGAAAGUUCCAGAGAUAGUGCAGACAUAGAAUCAGUUAGUUCAGAGACAGAGGGAAAAAAUUCAUCUAACUGCCCCUACCCAGGUUGUGAUGGGUCCGGUCAUGUGACUGGAAAUUACACUUCCCACCGAAGUCUCUCAGGUUGCCCAUUGGCUGAUAGAGCCACUGUGCAAGCCAAUCAGGUUGAAAUGAAAUGCCCAACUCCAGGCUGUGAUGGUUCAGGUCAUGUGACAGGAAACUAUGCAUCACAUAGAAGCUUGUCUGGAUGUCCCAGAGCUGCUAAGCUGAAAAGAGUCAUUGGGAGGGAGAGUGGAAUGGAAGAAGAGACAUUACGCUGUCCUAUUCCUGGAUGUGAUGGGACAGGUCAUGUAACCGGAAAAUACCUGUCUCAUCGCAGUGCAUCCGGAUGCCCUCUUGCCAACAAACACAAAAUACAACGACAGCUUCUUGCCAGCUUAGAUGGACAAGAUCCAGACCUAGCAAAAUCCCUCAAAAUGGACGGAGUUGUGUGCCCCACCCCUGGUUGUGAUGGAUCAGGUCACUCUAAUGGAAGCUUCCUAUCCCAUAGAAGCCUCUCUGGGUGCCCAAGGGCAACCUCAGCCAUGAAGAAGGCCAAACUCAGUCCAGCAGAGCUCACCAAUAUUCAUUGCAAACUACAAAAUGGAGAAGAUUUGGAGAAUGAUGAGGAAUUACUUCAAACUGAAACAGACAUUCGGGACCUCAAGAAAACAAACACUGAUCUGGAGUCAGAAAUGAUCAAGAUGAGGUCGGAAGUGUCUUCUUUAGAAAACCAUGUACUUCAGCAGGAAAAAGAGAACAAUGAGAUAGAAGAACAGAAUAAACAUCUAGAAAACUAUCUGGAUGUCCUGAAGAAAGAAUCCAUAUCCCUCCUGUCAAAGCUCAACAUACCUCACUUUAACCCAGCAUUGGUCACAGAUGAGAAUCUGGAGGCCUGCAUCCAGCAAAUCCAGAAAUUAUGCUCAAGUCAGAGGGACAAAGGAAGCAGUUAUUACAAUGCUGUUAGUAUAGGGGCAUCAGAAAUCCAAGUAGCCUGAGUGUUAUAAUGCUUCUUAUUGGAUGCCUCUUCUGUGAAAAGUGCAAUUUAUGUUAGUGGUUAGUUAUCUGGAUUUUGUUGUAUCUGGAAAAUGUUUCCAUGUACAUGUACCGUCUCAUAUUUAUUACAUGUACGUGUACUGUCUCCUAUUUAUUUAGUCAAAUAUGAAUAUAUUUAAUUUAAUUUAUUGCUUGUAAUUUUUAUACUUUGUUGAUAUUAUUGUUUUAUGUUUUUAUUGCAUAGUAUUUACGUAUUUAUCUGCUUUACACUAAAUCCAGGUACAUAUAAAUGCAUUAUUUAUUUACUACAGACAUUCCAUGAUUGAUUGUCAGAUUUGUUGAAGUGCAAUAUUUAAAUUUACUGUAGUAGGUAAAGAUAAGGAACAUAGAAAUCCAGAUUAUAGAAAUAAACAUAUUUAUAUAUGUAUCAAACGACAACAAUUUACAAUAUUUACAUUCCUUUCAUUAUUACAAUGCCAGAUUUGUAAUUAAAUUGAUACAUAUUUUUAGUGUUUUAAUUUCACAUUCCUAGAGGUGCUAGAUUAUGCUUAUUUCAUAAAAGCACAUUCCUGUAAUUGCUUUUUCAUAAUACACAGUGCAUACAUUCCAGAUUUUAUUCAGGACUGACUUUCAUUUUCUUCAUAACCUCAACAUGUCAUGAUGUGCUUGUACUGUUAUGAUAGUGGUCAAUCAGGACAUUUCAGCUUCUCAUAUGAAAUAAAAAUGUUGCCAGGGUUUACUUAAUACAACUUCCUCUUAAUGGGAAUUUUCAAAAAUGCAAAUGUACUUUGACUUUGAACAAAUUAUUUUUUAGGAUAUAUACAUUUGGAAUGAAUUAACCCUGUAAGAGCAGAUUACAUGCAAAUACAGGUACAUUUAUUUACAAAUAUGCCUGUUUUUACAAGUCAUGAAAAGAUUUAAAGAAAAAAUAUUACAUUUGUACUGCAUACAGUUUUAUUUUUACUGCAAAUAAUUUUCAGGUUGAGUAAUGUAUUUUAAAAGGAUGAAUUCCAAACAACUUGAAAAUGAAUUUCCCUUAAUUAAAGAAAUGUAAAAUUUAGUGAAGGAUAUCAACUUUGUGUACAGUAUUCAAGGGUCUUUCUUUUCCAUCAGAAGAGCUCAUUAUUGAAUUAAAUUCUGCAAGGUAAUCAUUUAUUUCAACACUUUCUCUGUCUUUCUGUUUAAUAUGGAAAUGUAGAAACACUGGUACUUAUUGCCAAAAGCUCAGAUUCGUGUUGUGUGGCUUUGAUAUUUACAUUGGAAACCAGCAUCAAUUUUAUAUUUUAUGUACAUUGUGCAAUAUUUUUAAAUAAAUAUUAAACAUA
Molecule: messenger RNA, 3788 nt
Organism: Saccostrea cuccullata (small rock oyster)
Lineage: Eukaryota; Metazoa; Mollusca; Bivalvia; Ostreida; Ostreidae
Product: myelin transcription factor 1-like
Exons: 20
Coding region: 129-2465 (778 amino acids)
Biological process (GO): regulation of transcription by RNA polymerase II
Cellular component (GO): nucleus
Molecular function (GO): zinc ion binding; DNA-binding transcription factor activity, RNA polymerase II-specific; RNA polymerase II cis-regulatory region sequence-specific DNA binding
Source: RefSeq, a predicted model, not a curated record